UCCUAUUCGAAACCAGUCUUCGUGGAUACAGUUGCAGAAAAUAAGUAACGUUUUUGGGAGCAUCAGACCAGCCUUUUUGACAGUUGCAUCUAGCCUGUGUUGUCCGUCCCAAGAAUGGCUGGAGAGGCAAACAUACUGAGCAGUGCGUCAGCAAGAGGAGACUUAGCAGACGUUGAGAUGUUAUUACAGAACGGAACAGAUGUUAAUGAAAACAAUGUAUUUGGCAGGACACCGUUACAGGUGAUGAAACUUGGUAACCCAGCCAUCGCGGCAGCGCUCCUGAAGGCAAACGCAAAUCCAAACGUCCGUGAUCAAGUCAAAGGUCUCACAGUCUGUCAUGACGCUGCACGUGAUGGGUACGCUGAUACUCUUCGCGUAUUGGUGGAUCAUGGGGCAGAUGUCAAUCUCCUGGACCACGAUGGUAAUCUGCCAUUGCAUCUUGCGGCAAGAGAAGGCCAUCUUGAAGUUGUUCAGAUACUUUUUUGUAUUACGAUGGACGUGGAAAGACGCAACUCCGAAGGCCACACACCUUAUGAUUUGGCAAAUUUGAACCAUAGAGAAUCCAUUGCGCAAUACAUUCAGACGCACAUUAAUUUAUAAGUAUACAGUACAUAAAACAGUGUUGACUAGGAUUGCAUUCUACAGGAGAAAGGGGGAGAACAUAAUCUACCUCUCUGAUUACAAUGUGUUUGGAUGUUCUUCAGACAUGAUAUCCUCAAUAGGCCUAUCAUGAACUCAGGGGAGUUAUAUUUCCUAUAGUCAGAUUCCAUGGUCUAAUUGCACAGGAUUGGGCUCCAGUAUGCUACAUUUCGGAAUUAAUGUGACCAGACCACAUUGAACAAUCAUUUGAAUCCAUUUAGCCUAUUGUGUAGCCUAAUUAUGUAAGGCCCUAAACAUUAUACUAAUAACUCAACAUUUCGAACUGCAACUGAAUUAUACAUUUGAAUAAUGCAUUCUGGCGAAAUAAUGGGUACCAUCUGAUUUGAUUGAAAUUAUUCUUAUUUGAGAUGCGUGUUUAAUCAUUAAAUUACAUUCAAAUUAAAUGAGGAACAUACUAUUUACUUGAAAACCGUUCAGGCUGUAACAAAUAGGCUAAAUAGAAGACAAUAUAGCCCAGAAGCUUACGCUUGUGCAUCACAUGUAUUAUUUAUUUUCUCUUGCUAUUUUGACAUCUCCUGUCCAUCCAGAGCAUUGGUCAUAAAUUACGAAUUGAUGGUAGCCAGGAGGUUUGGCUAUUCUCUUCGAUUUUUAUUGCACUUGUAAAUAAUGAAAUAAUAGCUUACAUUUUGUAACUACUGUGAAAUCAUGCGCUUGCUAAUAACACUGUGGAUUUACUUAGUACCAAAGACAGGCACUGACAACAUAGAUCAGCAUUAUCCUAGGCCUACCUACGUAAGCCUACCUUUGUUAAUUUUUUUCUGAUUGGAUUUUAGUUUCUUCGUUUUAAUGUAUUGUCGUCUGUUUAAGAAAAUUCUAAUCAAUGUUAUGUCGUGUCUUCUCAUUGAUGAUACAAAUGUAUACAUUUUCCCCAAUAAUUAGACUUUUAGAUUCUAUAUAUUUUAGUCCUACUGUCAUAACCAAAGCACCAUGACUGGCCCAUGCAAUAUUGACUUCACUCGCAUUCAAUGAAAAUUAGGUAUUUUCCUCUGCUUCACUCUAUCUCUCACUUUCAGUUUUAAUCAGAGACUCCAUUGAUAUGGUUUAGGUUAUAUCAUAAAUAAAGGGUGUUGUAAUUCAACCAGAGUAUCAAAUAAAAUUAUCCACCCACAUUUAAAUGAAAAAAAGUAUUUUGAUUACCCUAUUCAAACUGAUAAAAUUAUCAAUAUAUUGCAGCAGGCCUCAAAAUUAUAGUAAGUUACUUAUGCUCAUUACACACGUGGGAUCACGUUAUUUGAUAUGACAAUGAAAUCCUGGUAUUUACACAUUUUACAGGACUUAAAACAUCCAAUAUACGAUUGCAUAAAAGUCUAAUGGAAACAAAAUAAUAAUAAUAAUGAUAAGAUUCUGGAUUUCAAAAGUUCCUAUGGAGUUUAUUUUUUUUCUUCAGAAUUGAUAAGAAUCUGGUAGAUACCAACAUUAGCAUUAAUGGGUUCUGUCUUUCAGAUUGCUGUUGGAUUUACA
Messenger RNA from Esox lucius (northern pike), 2121 nucleotides. It is a transcript of the gene cdkn2c, whose product is annotated as cyclin-dependent kinase inhibitor 2C (p18, inhibits CDK4). Gene Ontology annotation, cellular component: nucleus. Gene Ontology annotation, molecular function: cyclin-dependent protein serine/threonine kinase inhibitor activity; protein kinase binding. The record is from RefSeq and is a predicted model, not a curated record. The transcript is spliced from 3 exons. Bases 115 to 600 code for a protein of 161 amino acids. NCBI's taxonomy places the organism in Eukaryota, Metazoa, Chordata, Actinopteri, Esociformes, Esocidae. Gene Ontology annotation, biological process: negative regulation of cell population proliferation; regulation of cyclin-dependent protein serine/threonine kinase activity.